AUGUCGAGUCAAAUCAAUUCCACACUGAACCAAGAAAAACGAGAGAAGAAGAAGAGCGAUGUAUCGACAAUGCUGAAGAUUUGUGUAUUUGUGGCAUUGCUUUUGGCAUUGGCAACCGUUGUCGUGUUUGUUGAUCGAAUUGGCGAAUUGAAUUACAAGCGGCUUGAGGCCAUGCGUCAAUUUGAAGAAUCUUAUGAUGGGCUUCUUGCCACACUUCCUCCUGACUGCGACAUAAGCUUAGAAGAGCUCGAGAAAGAGAAAAAGGCUGGAGAAAAUUACCAAAUAUUGAACUGCCAUCUCAAAAGCUUGACCAAGAAGCUCGCAAAGGAUUCGGAGGACUUUAAACACUCUUUCCACGAAAUUAAACGUGCGUUUGACGACCUCUGUGGAGCGCCUCCAGUUGCAAACCCAAUUGGCUUCGAUAAUUUCAUCACCCAGUGA
Messenger RNA from Candidozyma duobushaemuli, 441 nucleotides. RefSeq lists its product as uncharacterized. Lineage: Eukaryota; Fungi; Ascomycota; Pichiomycetes; Serinales; Metschnikowiaceae. The record is from RefSeq and is a predicted model, not a curated record. The transcript has a single exon. Bases 1 to 441 code for a protein of 146 amino acids.